UGUGUCUGUCUCCCCGUCAUUGGAUGUCGUAGAGAGAUCACACAUGGAAAGGGUGGGGGUGAUGGAGAGGUCACCCAUUUUGGAGAGGGAGCUACCAGCUCUAAGCCCACACCGUAUCUCCAGAUGACAAGCAGAGCCUUGGUUCCACCUUCUGUGGGGGACAGUGCUAACGUGGAGGCACGGGGCAAAUCAAAGCAGAAAAAAUAUGCCUUCCUAACCAGGAGGGAGCUCUCCUAUUUUGGGGUGAAGGUGGCUAUUGUAGAGCCUGGAGGCUUCAAGACUGCUCUGAAUGACAGGCAUUCGUCAAUUAUCAAGAUGCUGUGGGACCAGGCCAGCUCAGAGGUCAAAGAGGUCUAUGGAGACAAAUUUUUGCAGUCCUACCUGCGAACACUGACGUCAUUGGUGGAAACAUGCUCGGAGGACCUUACUUUGGUGACAGACUGCAUGGAGCAUGCACUGACUUCCUGUCAUCCUCGCACCCGCUACUCAGCCGGCUGGGACGCUAAGCUCUUGUACCUCCCCAUGAGCUACCUGCCCACCUUCCUCUCAGAUGCCUUCUUCUACUGG
Microtus ochrogaster (prairie vole) is the source of this 567-nucleotide messenger RNA. RefSeq names its product retinol dehydrogenase 7-like. Gene Ontology annotation, cellular component: intracellular membrane-bounded organelle. Lineage: Eukaryota; Metazoa; Chordata; Mammalia; Rodentia; Cricetidae. The transcript is spliced from 4 exons. The annotation marks the transcript as partial. Gene Ontology annotation, biological process: steroid metabolic process. The record is from RefSeq and is a predicted model, not a curated record. Gene Ontology annotation, molecular function: oxidoreductase activity.